AUGAUGAGGCAGCUGCUGACCUUUUCCCUGUUCGCCCUAUGCACCAUCAAGAGUGCUUUGGGCGACACUCCAUCCCUCCAGUCGAUCCUCGGCAACAACAGUAUCGAGGUCUACUUCCCGGGUGAGCCGGGGUAUCAGAACGUGUCGCAGGCCUUCAACCUCCGUCUGCACUUCGAGCCCAUCGCCGUUGCGUACCCAAACACUACAGAGCAGGUCGCGGAACUAGUCAAAGCUGGUGCAUUUCUCCAAGUUCCCGUCACCGCGCGCUCGGGUGGGCACUCCUAUGCCGCUUACGGUCUCGGAGGCGCGAACGGCCACUUGGUGAUUGACCUCGCCAACAUCAACGAAAUCAGCGUGGACAACUCGACCGGAGUCGCCACCGUUGGUACGGGUAACCGGAUCGGUGACAUCGCCAUCGCUCUCUUCGACCAGGCAGGGCGCGCUCUACCCCAUGGGACGUGUUCCUUGAUUGGCAUAGGCGGGCAUGCGAGCUUCGGAGGAUAUGGAUUUACAAGUCGGCAGUGGGGCCUCACUCUGGACAAUGUCAUCGGUGCGACUGUCGUCCUUGCUAAUGGGACGGUCGUCGAGGCCUCUGAAACGCAAAACCCUGAUCUAUUUUGGGCGGUGCGCGGUGCGGCGCCUUCAUUUGGCAUCGUCACACACUUCAACUUUACCACGUACGUCGCCCCGGCGCAACCGACAUUCUUCAGCUACUACUGGUCUCUCCCGCUGGAGCAAGCCAUCUCCGGCAUAUCGCUCUACCAGAAUUUCUCGUUCUCGCCCUCGAUCCCACCGGAGAUCGGUUUCGAAAUGGACCUCACGAAAGGCACGAACAACGGCGAGAUCCUGCUCAACCUGGUCGGAUCAUACUAUGGCAGCCCGGAUCAGUACAGUGCCAUUGUACAGCCCUUCCUUGACGCCAUGCCGAACCAGACGGCACCGGCGCAGGUCAAUGUGACGUCGUGGCUCGACAACCUGGUGCUCCUCGCGGGCGGCCCGAUCGCGAGCACGCCUCAGAGUAGGGCCUCCGAGAACAACACGUUCUACGCGAAGAGCCUUACGACGCCAUCGGACCAGCCGAUGUCGGAGGAGGCCAUAACGGCCCUUGCGAGCUGGAUGUCGGUGGAAGGGUGGUACACUCCUACAGACUGGUUUGUCCAACUGGAACUUUACGGGGGGAAUACCUCGAAGAUCGACACGAUCCCCUCGAACGCUACUGCCUACUUCAACCGACAUGAUCUGUGGACUAUCCAGUUCUACACCUCGAGUGCCGAUGCCGAGCCACCCUUCCCCAGAGAGGGCUUCGCGUUCCUCGACGGACUUGUAGCUUCUAUUACUGCGAACGAACCGGAAUCGUAUGCAUACGGGGCAUAUCCGAACUACGUCGACCCGCGCUUGCCUCCUGAUGCAUGGCACACACUGUAUUUCGGGUCAAACUUCGAUCGCCUCCGACAGAUCAAAACGGAGCUGGACCCAUACGGCGUGUUUACCUUCCCACAGUCGAUACCACCGUAUGAGCCUCUUCUGUGACACUGAUUGUUCCUUUUUAUGUCACGAUAAUGUAAUCCGUGGACACUAUCAAUUUGUGUGUAGAGUACUAUAUAUGUUAUUGACGACCGGCAGGAAUCUAUUGGCACUGGCAGGUCAUCGCGGUGUGAUCAUCAUUUAUCAUAUUCUGUAAAGCGGAUUGUGACCCACUGUGAAUGAUCGAAAUUGAUAUGGUCGCUGCAUCACCAUUUGAACCACAAGCCUAGUGCGCCUC
Rhodofomes roseus is the source of this 1762-nucleotide messenger RNA. RefSeq lists its product as uncharacterized. The transcript is spliced from 10 exons. Gene Ontology annotation, molecular function: FAD binding; oxidoreductase activity. The record is from RefSeq and is a predicted model, not a curated record. NCBI's taxonomy places the organism in Eukaryota, Fungi, Basidiomycota, Agaricomycetes, Polyporales, Fomitopsidaceae. The coding region runs from base 1 to 1530 and encodes 509 amino acids.